Messenger RNA from Cottoperca gobio, 1612 nucleotides. RefSeq names its product kelch domain containing 3-like (gene klhdc3l). The coding region runs from base 128 to 1441 and encodes 437 amino acids. The transcript is spliced from 8 exons. Gene Ontology annotation, cellular component: Golgi apparatus. The record is from RefSeq and is a predicted model, not a curated record. Gene Ontology annotation, molecular function: protein binding. NCBI's taxonomy places the organism in Eukaryota, Metazoa, Chordata, Actinopteri, Perciformes, Bovichtidae.
UUACGAGUUGACUCUGAAUGCGGCAAAAGCCCGUUUACAGAGAGACAACAAUCAGGCGAAGAGAAGCAGUUAGGAUCUCGUAAGUAGCUAAUUAUUCUUUACAAAAAUGGUCCAGUGAGAGUGGAAGAUGCCCGCCAUGAGUCAAAGUAGUCCUUGCCUGUGGACUCGACUCCCCCAGAGCAGCCAGUCCCCAUGUGACCGCUACAAGCACGCCUGCUGCAGCUAUGAUGGGAAUGUCUACAUCCUGGGAGGAAGAGACAACAGCAGUCUGAGGGACUUCUGGAGGUACAGCGUGGUUUGUAACGAGUGGACAGAGUUAAACUGCACCAGUGAAGCUGCACCAGAAGAACUAGAGGAGCAUUCUAUGGUGGCUCAUGAGGGCUUCCUGUACGUGUUUGGGGGCAUGCUGGAUUCUGCAUACACCAGGGGGAGAUGGCCCCUCUGGGUAUUUGAUAUUGCUCAGCAGAAGUGGCUGCACUGCCAGGAAAAGACGAGCUCCCCUCAGAUCCAAUUGCCAACCAACAGAAAAGGACACAGCGCUGUGGUGGUUGGCUCUGCCAUGCUGCUGUACGGAGGUUUCGUAGACAUGAAAGGAUCCUCGCAGGACUUUUGGAGUUUGGACUUUGAUUCCAUGGCUUGGUCCCUGCUGAAUGGUUCUCAGCGGGGCUCAUUAGGCCCCGGCCCCAGACACAGUCACUCAGCCAUGGCCAACCAGAGCUGCAUGUACCUGUUCGGGGGCUUGAAAGGCUUGCGGGAGCAGAGAGACUUCUGGAAGUGGAAUUCCACCAGCCACAUGUGGAGUUCCCUCAAAAACAAGUCUGGUCCCUCCCGACUGAUGGGUCACUCAGCUGUGGCCUACAAGGACAGUAUGCUUCUAUUUGGGGGAGGCGAGAGCCAGAACUCUCCAAAGAACUGCCUUUGGAGGUACACCUUUACCACUCAGAGCUGGGCGCCGGUUGCUACACUCCCGGGCUCGAACCCCCCAGACAAGAUUCACCACUGCUGCACCGGGCUUGGUCCCAGCUACAAGUCCAACACCAGCAGCCCCUGCUCCAGCUCAGAACUCCAACCUAAGCUGGAUGGGAAACUAAGGCCAUUCAAGAACAAGUGCUUCCCUACCCAGCUCACAUUUCUGGGAUCAGAGGGAGAUAUAGAGCUGGAGACGUUCAGAUGCUACAAGAGCAAAACACUCGCACAAUCUUCUGAACAGGACGACAGCACACAGGGCUUUAUGGUGAGAGAUGCACCGCAGAUUGGAAACUGUUUAACCUUUGAAAACAAGGCUGUGAGGAAACAGUGGAGCUGCACAGAAGAGAACAUGCCAGACGAAGAGGAGGAUGAAGAUGUAACCCAGCAUCUGCCUGAUCUGCUGCUGGUGCUGGGGGGGAGACCAGUGCACCAGACACAGUCCUAUCUCCAUAUGGCAAAUGACUCUGACUGACUCAUAACAAACUUCACAAACAUUUUCUAAACCCUAGUAUUAUAUUAUCACUUCACCUUUGCUCAAUUUGAUAUGUUUUUGUAUGUGUUUACUGCCAUUCUGUGAACAAGAAAAUAUCUUAACUAUUGUUAUAGUACUGUUGCAGGACUCAAAUAAAUGAUCUGAGAAGGG